AUGCCUCUCCUUUUCAACGGUAACCACCGCUCUUCCUCGAGCGAGAUCCCUGUCUGGGAUCUAAAAUCCAGCUCUUCCGAGGUGCCAGAUGAAGUCCAGCACUUCAGAUACGUCAACGGCUCGGCCUCCCAGCUGGAGCAAGACAAUCGUACCUCCGUCAACAGGAGGGAUAUCUUGCCUGGCGGCAAAUAUCGCGGAAUCGCAAAGCUCUUCCUGCGCUUUGAAAACAGCGAUCAGGACACCUGGGUUAUUGCAACCGGCUUCCUCGUUAGGGAUGAUCUAGUCGUAACCGCUGGUCACUCUGUCUACGACUGGGAGUACAACCUUGGUGAGCUGAUCGAAGCCAAGGUGUACCUCGGAUACACUGGGAAGCAGAACAUCGACAACGCCGAGGUCGAGUUCCGCUCCGGCAAGCGCGUUGCCACGACGCCCGAGUGGAUGGAGAAGGGCGGUCGUCGCGAAGCGAACGUGGCCUUCAUCAAGUUGAGCAAGCCGUUCAGGGAUGUUACCCCGUUCGACUACAGGGACACCCCAGAGAGCGACAAGAUGAACAUCGGUGUCGUUGGCUACGCUGGUGACCUCAAGAAGAACGGCGAGCCUGGCGCUCAGCUCUACGAGUGCUUCCAGGACGAGAAGUGGGAUUUGGGUCGGUCGAAGUGGCAGAUGCUUGAGUAUCAAAUUGAUGCUUAUGGGGGUAACGUCGGCGCCCCUGUCUUCGACGAAGACAUGAACUGCAUUGGCGUCCACACCUAUGGCGGCGACCAAAAUUGCGCCACCGUCAUUGGCCGCCGCGGGCACUCCUUCGAGCCCUACUUCGAUGCUCUAGAUUCCCGCUCCGAGCGCCAGCGCGGAGGACGCCAGCCCCAGAACCGCGGCCGCGGCGACAUCGACAACGAAGACCAAGAUCUCGUCAGUCAGAUCCUGCGCCUCGUCCGUGACGUCCCGGAGCCCAUCCCACGCAACAUCCUCUCGCCUGGCACUAGCCUCUCCCUCGGCCAACUCGGCAUCCCCGCAGGCGCAGUUGCAAACAUCGCUCUCAGCGCCGCCGCCAACGCCGUAACUGAAGACGUUGACACAUUUGACAACAACUUUGACCGCGACCAAGCCUUUGACAGCAUCACGCAGCGCGCGAUCCUCGCCGAAGCCGCUCUCGCCGCUGUGCAGGAGAUGAGCCCACGCCUACGGCAGAACGAGCACGUCUUCAACACAAUAACCCAAGUCGUCACCGACCUCCUGCCGACCAUCCAGCAAGCCGGCUCAACGGUCAUUAAUUCUACUCAGGAACCCCUCCUGCGCCUCGCACUCGACGAGGUAAAGAAAGGCGGCCAGCGGUCCGGCCGCUCGGCAUCAAUCCCCUCGAUCCGCUUAUCCCGCGGCUCCAGACGCGGCGUCAGCGGUCGCAAGGGCCAAUUCGUUGACGCCCUCUGCGAUGGCGCUCGCGACGAACGCACCGAGCGCUUCAUCAACAAUAUUGCCUCCGAGGGUCUCUCCGAUGACGCAGAGGUCAAAUGGGAUAGCCUCAACAUCUCCAAGCGCCUCUCGUCCACGUCCUCCAUCAUCGAGGCAGGCAAGAAGCAGCCCGAGAUGAUCGGUCCGCUCCUCGUCUCCAAGAGCCAGCAACAGCAGCAGUACCAGCAGCAUGGCCGUGGAAUGCACCACCAGUACCAGCAGCAGAUCACCCUGCACAACCUGCACCAGCUCAUAGACAUGGACAUGCAAGACGAUGAGUUCCCACUCUCAAUCGAAUGCCUGCCCCUCCGCGCUGUCGUCGCCGAAGCAGCCCUUCAAGCUAUCCUGCGCAUUCAGCAGCAGGAUCUCGAAGAAGAGGGCCUCUUCGACACCAUGCGCGACGUGAUCCGCAAGCAUGGUCCAACCGUCAUGAAGAUCGCCCCCGCUGUGAUCCGCAAGGUUGCGCCCGUCUUCACGGCCAUCGCCAACGAGGGCGGCGACUACGGUCGUGGCGAAUAUGUCCGUGGCGGCGAGUACGCCAAGUACGGCACCAAGUAUGGUAGUCGUCGCGAGGGAAGCCCACAGCGAUACCGUCUUACCACCAAGGCGAAGGGCCUUGCGAAGAACAAGCUCGCCUCUGCGGGUAUGGGCAUCUCCUCGGCGGAGAAAAUGUUCUUGCAGGCAUUCUAA
This is a messenger RNA of Aspergillus mulundensis, 2139 nucleotides long. RefSeq names its product trypsin-like serine peptidase. Gene Ontology annotation, biological process: proteolysis. The transcript has 3 exons. The record is from RefSeq and is a predicted model, not a curated record. Gene Ontology annotation, molecular function: serine-type peptidase activity. Bases 1 to 2139 code for a protein of 712 amino acids. Lineage: Eukaryota; Fungi; Ascomycota; Eurotiomycetes; Eurotiales; Aspergillaceae.